CGGCCGCCUAGACUCCACCAAGUGGCGGGGCUAAGCGGGGCCCAAGAUGGCGGCCAGUCGCUACCGUCGUUUCCUUAAACUCUGUGAGGAAUGGCCCGUGGACGAGACCAAACGGGGCCGGGACUUGGGCUCUUACCUGCGGCAGCGGGUAGCGCAGGCCUUUCGGGAGGGAGAGAACACCCAGAUUGCAGAACCAGAGGCCUGUGAUCAGAUGUACGAGAGCUUAGCACGACUCCAUUCAAACUACUACAAACACAAGUACCCCCGCCCCAGAGACACCAGCUUCAGCGGCCUGUCCGUGGAAGAGUACAAGCUGAUCCUAUCCACAGAUACCUUGGAAGAGUUUCAGGAGAUGAAUAAGAGCGUGUGGAGGAAGCUACAGGAGAAGUUUGCACCCGCCAGGCCGGAGGAGAAGCACAAAGCCUGGGCUCGGGUCUUAUCUCGCCCACGGACCUGACACGGCCUUCCCUAUUGCUCCUGUCAAUAAAACUGCCCAACUUCCUCCAA
Molecule: messenger RNA, 507 nt
Organism: Nannospalax galili (Upper Galilee mountains blind mole rat)
Lineage: Eukaryota; Metazoa; Chordata; Mammalia; Rodentia; Spalacidae
Product: ubiquinol-cytochrome-c reductase complex assembly factor 2
Exons: 4
Coding region: 47-457 (136 amino acids)
Biological process (GO): mitochondrial respiratory chain complex III assembly
Cellular component (GO): mitochondrial matrix
Source: RefSeq, a predicted model, not a curated record